Messenger RNA from Ciona intestinalis (vase tunicate), 1855 nucleotides. Its product is annotated as glucoside xylosyltransferase 2-like. Gene Ontology annotation, molecular function: UDP-xylosyltransferase activity. NCBI's taxonomy places the organism in Eukaryota, Metazoa, Chordata, Ascidiacea, Phlebobranchia, Cionidae. The record is from RefSeq and is a predicted model, not a curated record. Gene Ontology annotation, biological process: protein O-linked glycosylation via N-acetylgalactosamine.
AAUUUUUUCAUACAGCAUGAUGUGUAGGUUUAGUAUCUUGGGUCUAAGUAUUGUUAUUUGUGUCAUUUGCUGUAGUGCUUCCUCUGAAUUGGUGUCAACACAUUUAUCAGAUAUUAUAAAAUCCUGGAAAACAGAUGAAACACCUUCAAUGCAAUGCUCACUUUUCUUUGAUAAGAUAAACUUUAUGGAGCACAUUUUACAACAGUGUCUUAUUAAAAGGAAAUUAUUAUCCACCACUCCCAACAUAAAUGUGGCAGUUGUUGCUUGUGGUGAGGAUGACAGGGUAGAAGAAACAUUGGUCAACAUCAAAACCAUUGCUUUAUUUGCGAAAAGCAAAACAAAUUUUCAUAUUUUUACCGAGCCUAACUUAUUUAAAAAGUUCCACAGAGGAAUCCAGCAAUGGCCAUCUUGCUUUCGAUCUCGUUUCACUCACAAACUUUAUCCAAUAACUUACCCUAAUGAUGGACAGAACUGGCGAAGUUUGUUCAAAAUUUGUGCUUCCCAGAGACUUUUCCUUCCUAAUAUUUUAACAAAUGUUGAUUCCUUGUUAUAUGUGGACACUGAUAUCUUGUUUCUGUCCCCAGUGGAUGAUAUAUGGGCUAAGUUUAAGAAAUUCAACUCCACUCAACUAUCGGCAAUGAGUCCUGAACAUGAGAAUCCCAGAGUUGGCUGGUACAGUAGAUUUGCAAGACAUCCAUACUAUGGUGAUACUGGAAUAAACUCUGGGGUUAUGUUGAUAAACAUGACAAGGUUACGGUCAGCGGAUUUCAAAAAUGACGUCCAAAAAUCAAAAUUGAAGUGGGAUAAUCUUUUGCUGCCAUUAUUUCGCAAAUAUUCGUCCAACCUUACAUGGGGAGAUCAAGAUAUACUGAACAUUAUAUUUCAUCAUAAUCCUGAGAUGCUUUAUGUCAUGUCUUGCUACCUAAACUACAGACCAGAUCAUUGUAUGUACAUGCAAAUGUGUGGAAGUGCAGUUGAAAAUGGUGUCAGUGUCAUGCAUGGAUGCAGGCGGUCAUUUCAUAAUGAUAAGUGGCCCUCAUUCAAGGCUGUGUAUAAGGCAUUUAAAGAUUAUAGUUUCUACAAUCCACUGUCCUCAUUAUUACAGGAAAUUAAAAAGAAUCUGGACAAGUCACCUCACAGCCAGUGUAAGUUAUCCUCAGAAGUUGUAAUCAUGGGAUUGCAAAAAACUAUUGAAGGAAUCAUAUAAUUGCCGCUCUGUCUUAAUUGGUUGGUGCAAUUCAAUUAGUCAAUAUGGUGGCCCAUGUAUCCAAGUAGAUGGCAUGGAUAGAAAUAGGCAUGUAUUGAUUUUAGAGUGUAUGGUAUGACUGUGUAGUGUAGGUGUUAGACAAUUAAGGUAUAACCAGGGCUGGAUUUCCAAGAAGAGAGCUUCAAGAACAUUAAGUAAAUUUUGACAUAAUCCAGCCCUGGAAACUUUGCAUAUACUGGUUAAAGCAAUUGAGGUAUUUGUUUGUGCUAUUUGCCAAGAAUAACUACUGUAUUUUUAUUAAUCAAUCAUUUCUAUGUUACUGUUUGUAUUUUAUAAAUCACUUCUUUUAUGUAUAUUCUAAAUCUUGCAUAUUCCUGUCAAUCUAACACAACUUGAAUCAUUUCAAGCCAUGUUUUAGUAUGAUAUCAUAAUAUGCUUCCUCUUUUAUAGUGUGGGUGUUGGGAGGUGUUUUAUUGAAAGCUUUAUGUCUGUAUAAUUAUAUUGCAUUCUAAAUCUAUCGUAUAGUAGAAAUAUUAAAGACAUUGGUGCACAUAAUUAAAUUUCAACAAUGAAUUCUGCGUUUCUUAAAUUUACUGUCAUAACAAGAGUGUAAAUCUUAUCUUUAAGUAAUUAAUAUGUUGAUGGUAC